Molecule: messenger RNA, 3323 nt
Organism: Pocillopora meandrina
Lineage: Eukaryota; Metazoa; Cnidaria; Anthozoa; Scleractinia; Pocilloporidae
Source: the annotation of a GenBank genome assembly
AUGUCUAAAGGAGAGAUUCCCGUCAUUGCAGACUUCAUAAAAUUUGUGAAUGCUGAGACAAGCACUGCAAGUGAACCAGUCUCCUCAGGAGAAGCCCUCUGUGCAGAGAUAGCUCAAUGGAUCAACCUUAUCAUUUCCACAAAGGCUUGGCAAAAGCAAACCUCUGAGGGCUGUUCUCACAUUCUGCAUUGCUUCUCUAGCCAUGAAAUGCAAGUACCUGCUGACCAAAGGAUAAGCUCCGAUAACUCCACCAGUCUUUGCAACCUCUGUGGCAAGAACCAUGACUUAGAUGAUUGCCACUUUUCCUAACUUAAAGUUUGCUUAUAGUAGGUCUCUGUGUGCCAUGAAACCAUGACGAGUUUCCAUUCCUGCUGCCAGGUGGUCUCUACUCACAAUGGUACAUAAACAUCUCACUCCAACUGGAUUAACAUUCCAUCGGUAAGGAAUAAGCUUCAAGAAGACUUAGAAAAUAUUCAGCCAUGGUCAAAUAUGGAAAAAAUGUGUAUUAAUGUAAAAAAAAACAAAAUUAAUGCUUAUACACGGAAAGAGACUGAGAAAGCAUACAGAAAAUGACAGCAAUCCUUUGACAAUUAACCUGAAAGAUCAUAAAUACAAAGAGUAAAAACCACUUUUAAAAUACUAAUUUAAAUAUUUCAUCUACCUAUAUACAAAUUUUAACUCAUUGCAAUUUUUAAAAAAUGUUAUUGUACAGUCUUCUACACAUCUAGAUACUUCUUCAACAUUGUGUAUUCUUCAUGUAUAUUACUUUGUUGAUUUUUAGAAGGCCACAGGAUUAUCAGUCUUUUUAAAUUUUAAGUGGUACUCCUUAUAAACAAAGUUUAUCACACUGUAUUGUAUUGAACUUCUUCACUAUCAGCCCACUUGCCAAAAGAUCUCCACAGACACCAAAAGGCUGAAAAGUCCUUAACAAACAAGUUCAAGCAUGAGUGGCUGACAGACAAGUCUCUGACAUGCUGAAUGAACAGAACAAAUCAAAAGUGUUCAGCAGCAAUCCAGCAGUAAGUGACAGAAAGCCAACAAUCACUUUACAUCCUGAUCCAAAGCAACAUUCUCCAGCCAUAGAGGGGGAGCAUUUGCAAAGGGGUUUCAAAAUUGCACAAAGUGUCAGUUGUAGAGAUAUUGCAUUACCCUAUUCUGCAUGUGUCUCAGUACUUGCCCUCUGAUCACCAGUUUGAUUUCAGCCAAUCACCUACCAUUUGGUAUUAACACGUAAUUAUGUAAUAACAUGAUCCAGUACUGCAUGUCUGUGACACUCAGAUGUCCUUGGAUAUCUCUCAUUUUUUUUCAAUUAAAAAUGUUGUUGUUUUUUGACACGCCUAUUGAUUCACAUUGAUCUUGUUACACAAGGAAAAUGUUGCUGAUGUUGUGCUUUAUGUCUGUUCACUGGAUCACUACCAUGUAAUCCAUAUGCAAACUUGUACUUCUCCUUCAGCUUCUAGAGAAAGCAAGUUACUGAGAUGAAGUAUCAUACUUGGCAGCAUAUAGCACCACAAAAAGUCUUUAGAAAACAAAACUUUAUUGCCAUGGCAUCAACAAAAAACUUUUCAUUCCUUCUUCCUUUUUACAUUACGACAUUUCCACCAAAAGCAUAACUCAAUUUUUCUUCCAUAUCUUUCAGACAUCGCAAGACCAUGAAGAGAACUGACACAAAACAACUUAUGAUGGACUUGGGGAAAGACUCCACGAGAUGACUAAAAAGUUCUGAAGAGAACAGUCACAACUACACCAGUUUUGAGUAACUAGACCUUGGGAGAAGGAAUCACUCUACUGUGUGACCCACCUCAGUUUAGUAGGCACUGCCCUACUACAAAUUGGGCAUCCAGUGGCCUAUACCUCUUGCGCACUUACAAAUGCCAAAACAUGAUAUAUGCAAAUUGAAACGGAACUGAUUGCAAUUGUCUCCGUAUGCAAACAUUAUGAGCCAUAUGUAUACAACAGUAACAACAUCCAAGUCUAAAGCAACCCCAACCACAACCACAACCCCCUAGAAGCUAUGUUCCUAAAGGCACUCAAGUUUAGCACCAAGCAGCUGUGAUAUUUUGGUGUUCAAUUUACUCAAAGCCCUGACAUCUCUUAACAAAUAGCAGAAAAUUUAAAGUAGUAGUCAAUGUGUUGUAUAUUGUAUUAAGUCCUGUUCAAAAUUGUAUGGUCCAACUCAUGGCUGGUGUCAAAUGUUUUAGUUGAUAAUACAUUUCUCUUCUUGUCUAAAGUAUUCAUUGCUGUUUAUUUGUUUUUGUUUUUUUUUUCUUAUAUCAUUUACAUUUUCAAUGUUUGUACUGUAAUAUUACUUACACCAUUAACCUGACAACAGUUCUAACAAAACAUUACUUAGAGAAUUGAUUUUUUCCCUUUUAAUGAUACGCUAUCUUAAGUUACAAUAAGCACUAUUAAGUUGUAACACACUUUAAAACACUAUGUUAUAGUAUACAACAAAUUUCAAUACCUGUAUGUACUUUCCUUUAGAAGAAUAAUCACAACAAAACAAACCAAAAGAAAAUAAAUACUACCAAGAAGAACUCUAUCUUUUGGAGACUGUUUCCUUUUUUAUUAUAGUUAUCUUUUUCUCCUCAUUUUAUUGCAGUGUGUUAUUCUAAUAAUUUGAACAUUUCAAACAAUUAACAAAUUGAAUGUCAUGUUGAUUGGCAAGGUUUCAUUUAAAAUUGUUAACAUUUUCUAUGAAAGGCCCCAAUUUUGACCUUGUUCUGAAAGGGGACAUAAACAGUGCUUUAAGCAUAACAAAUCAAAUAACAAAAAUAAGUGACAGUGAAUUGACUGAAGUUAUCAACAAGUUGAUCUGAAGUGGCCACAAGUUGACUAAUGUUGUUGGCAAGCUGGUUAGCAGUAAGUUCACAUGUGUGCAAGGUGAUUAGUAACAAAACAGACUAUCAAAGCUCAGUUUACAAUGUAGAACCCAUGAAUGACAGACAAAGAAGGUUCAGAGGAGUAACCUACCCCAGACACAACCCUGAGAGUAAACCUGGCUCUUAACAUCUUAGUAUUGCAGCUGACAAAGAUGACUAAGAUGAAAAAUCUGUCCUAGUUCUAGCAAGAGAGUGCAUGAAGCCAACCCAGUAACUCCAGAUGAGCCAGAGCCUGUACCUCAAACCAGUUUGCACAGAGGACUGCCCAUGCUGACUGAAGUGAUACAGAUCCAGUAUUUCCAGUGGAGUCAGAAAGUAAUGUAUGAGAUGUUGCAGGCCAAUUACCUACUGCACAGGAUCCACUUCCAUAAAUCUACCUACCACCAAGAAGAAAAAAGAGGAAGACAGCUGGAAACACAGGAACAAGUUCAAGCAGCCUAA